This is a messenger RNA of Macrosiphum euphorbiae (potato aphid), 432 nucleotides long. The record is from the annotation of a GenBank genome assembly. NCBI's taxonomy places the organism in Eukaryota, Metazoa, Arthropoda, Insecta, Hemiptera, Aphididae.
AUGGUUGUAUCAUGUUCAGGGUAUGGGUGCACAAAUAGGCGACAGAAAGAAAACGGGAUACAUUUCCAUCGAUUUCCUCUAAAAAGACCAGACGUUUUAAAAAAAUGGUUACAUGAAAUGCGACGAAAAAAUUUUACACCCAACCAGUACAGCUAUUUAUGCAGUGAACAUUUCACACCUAGUGAUUAUUUAAAUGAAUCUCGUCCAGAGUUAGAUAAGAAGUUGCUAAAAGAUGAAGCAGUUCCAUCAGUCUUUAAAUUUCCUCAGCAUUUACAAAAAAAACAAAAAGCUAGUCGUCCACUACUUCAAAAUCGUCAAAAGGCCAAUGAUCAAAAUAAUAUGAUUCAUGCAGAAAUAGUUAAUGAAGCUGGCGAAGAUUCAUCCACCAAUACCAUGGUAUUAUCAAAUUGUUUAAUUUAUAAUUUAUUUUGA